This is a messenger RNA of Aegilops tauschii subsp. strangulata, 2433 nucleotides long. RefSeq names its product protein FAR1-RELATED SEQUENCE 5-like. NCBI's taxonomy places the organism in Eukaryota, Viridiplantae, Streptophyta, Magnoliopsida, Poales, Poaceae. The record is from RefSeq and is a predicted model, not a curated record.
UUCUGGUUAUUUGCUUACAGAAAUUUGAUGUCUGAUCUUUUCUACUAUUUUGUUGAAAACAUAGAAACACAGGGGGGGCAAGAUAGCCAGCAGCAACAGUCGCUGGCUUCUGGUGCUUGGAACCAAGGGCUGCAUCAUACACACCCCUGGAUGCAAAAUCAGAUGCUUCCUCAUGCUUCUAUGAACAGAACACAAGGGAAUGCCCUGAACAUUCCAGUGAGUGCAGCUAUGUAUGGUAUCUUCAAUAGUCAAGGCAAUACACAGGUAAACUUGCCUGUGAACCUGGGUCCACAUACUUCAGUGGGUGACUCCAACCAAGUGUCUACUGCGCUGCAACCCCCUGCAAACAAAGUCGCUUAUGAAGCCCCCAUGUCAUACAUGCAACUCCUACUUGCUGCUGAAGAAGAGGGUGCUAGAUAUGCAUCCUCACAAUCGCAAGAAGAUCGCCUUGUUCGUACUAAGAACGAUAUGUACAUGAUAACUGGGCGAUACAGUAGAUCUUCAGAAGAUCUAUUACAAGCACACACUGGGGGUGGAGCUCAGCAUAUAUCUGGAGUCGAUGACCAGCAUGAUAUAGAGCUUGAACCUUUUGUUGACAACCGUUUUUUAGAAAGCUUGAAUGAUUUGAACUGGGACAAUGAAAUGCAGACAGAAGCAGGAGGAAACAAAAACGGCUCUAUGGUGUCAAAUGAGAUUGCUUCUGACAAUGAUUCUGAUUCCGAGGAUGAUCUUUCUCUAGCGUUGUUGCAAAAAGCCUCUGAGAUUACUGUUACAACUGCUGGAGAACAAGAAAACAGUGGUGCAGCUGGCGAAGUUCAAAAAUUAACACAGGAAGAUAUACUGAUAUUGCUUGAAAAUGACAGUAUAGAAGCUGCUCAGAGUGCUAGCCAAGAAGUGCGCAGCCAUCACGUACCCCAUGUGGACAUGGUCUUUGAUACGGAUGAUGCAGCUUACAACUUUUACAAUGAGUAUGCCUCAAUUGCUGGUUUUUCUGCGAUCAAAGCAUCUCGAUAUUGUGGCAAGAAACAAGGAGGCAGUGCAGCAACUCGGGUAACUUUCAAGUGCAAUCGGUCAGGAAGAGUAAUUGAUGAAGAAGAACAAGAGAAUAGGAAGAAGAAACGACGUGACACAAGGCAACAGAAAACAGGACAAGAGCCCUAUCGCAACGCAAGGAAGAAAAAAGCAAACACCAUUGCAAUAACAGGGUGUAAAGCUCAGCUCAUUGUCACCAAGAAGGAUGAGAAGUGGGUGAUAACAACCAUAAACCUACAGCACAACCAUGAUUUGAGUCCUCACACAGAAGUGAAAUACCUUCGUUCUCAUAACUACAUGACAGAGGAGGAGAAACUCCUAAUCCGAACUUUCAAUGCUGUGAAGCUACCAACAAGACAAAUAAUAGCAAUCCUAAGUUACUUGAGAGGCGGGAACACUCCUUACACCAAAAAGUAUGUAAGCAAUGUUAGAACAGCCAUUGGCAAAGAGAGCAAUCAAAAUGACAUGAUGCAGGUGCUAACAUAUUUCAGGAAGAGACAAGCUGAAGAUCCACAAUUUUACUAUGCGUUCAAAACAACUAAAGUCUCUGAUGACGCAAGUAAAGUUUUGUGCAUUUUCUGGGCUGACGGGUAUUCUAGGAAAAUGUACGAGCUGUACGGAGACUGCCUCAGCUUCGACACAACAUUCAAGACAAAUAGAUACAACCUCCCAUUUGCUCCCUUUGUUGGUGUCACAGGACAUGGCCAGAACUGUUUCUUUGCUUGCUCUAUCAUAGAGAAUGAAACAGCUGACACCUUUCAAUGGUUGUUUGAGACAUUCUUGCAUUGCAUGGGUGGGAAAUCUCCGUCCACAAUCAUAACAGACGAGGAUGCUGGGAUGAAGACAGCUAUCCCUUUAGUUUUCCCGCAUAUCUUCCACAGGCGUUGUUUGUUUCAUAUUAAAAAGAAGGCUGAGGAAAAAUGUACUAGGACUUUUGCAGCAAAUAAAACACUGCAUGAUGAUUUCAGUGACAUCAUUCACAACUCUCUGACGGUGGCUGAGUUUGAGCAAUUGUGGACAGAGAUGAUCCAGAGAUACAACAUUGGGCAUGUGAAGUAUUUCCAAAUCAUGUGGAAGAAAAGGAAAAGGUUUGUCCCUGUGUAUUUCAAGACGGACUUCUUCCCCUUCAUUCACUCUACUGCGCGUAGUGAAGGCACCAACGCCAUUUUCAAGGACAAGAUCACGUCAACUCACAAUGUGAUCAGCUUCCUCCAAGAGUACCAGAAGAUUUCAGAAACCAUACAAGAUAAGGAGAGGGAGCAAGACUCUAUCACAAGAACAACUUCGCCGACAUUCUGGGCAAGAAGUGAGCUUGAGAUACAAGCUGCAAAAAUGUACAACAGAAAGAUAUUUUACAGAUUCCAAAAGAAAGAUAAAGUUUGUGCUGAAUUUGCAUGUUGA